This is a messenger RNA of Aspergillus oryzae RIB40, 870 nucleotides long. RefSeq names its product fungal specific transcription factor domain-containing protein. Lineage: Eukaryota; Fungi; Ascomycota; Eurotiomycetes; Eurotiales; Aspergillaceae. The coding region runs from base 1 to 870 and encodes 289 amino acids. The record is from RefSeq and is a predicted model, not a curated record. The transcript has 2 exons.
AUGGAGUUGUCCCGAUCACUCCUCGAGGCAACGCUGACGGCUGACUGCCCGCAGAAUCAGUACGGGGCGAACAAAGGGCACGUGUUGGGGCUGGAUUUCCACGAAAUAGCCAGACGUUCCGACCGAGUCAUCGGCCUUUCCAUGCUUACGCUCAUCUACCGAAGCAUCCCCCCGGAGAAGCCAUCGAUGUCCGCAUUUUGUCAAGAAUGCAUCGAUGCCGCCAGGGAUACCCUCCGUGAACACGAUCUGUGCGUCGCCUUGAUUACCAGAGCGCGGGGGAAGACGGUGUUUCUUGAAGCAUACAUCAACUGGACCAUCACUCAAUCGCCGUUCAUUCCCUUCAUCAUCCUGUUUUGCCACAUCAUCGAGACGUCUGAGGCCGCAGACCUCCAGCACAUGAAAGGUCUCGUCGAGACGCUCGAGUCUGCAUCGAACUCACGCGUCCAUAGCACAUGCAGCAAGCAACGUCGCCUCUUCCGGGCGUUGUACGACGUCGCAGCCCAGUACGUCGAAAUCAGAUCCCGCGCGAACGGUGGGCGAGGGGGGAUGUCUUGGUCGGUGACUCGGCAGCAGUAUGCCGAUGCAUUCGCCAGCGCGACCUCGAACGGUCUGGGGUUUAGUACAUUGGGCUCUGGGGAAACUGUGGGAGCCCUAGGGACCAUGAAUCCUGCAGAUGCAUCUGGUCCCAUGGCGUCUCAUGACAAAGCCAACGGGGACAGAGUGGGGCUUGUAGAUGGGCUGGUCGAGCCUAUGGAAUUACAAAACACGGCAUUUGGUGACAUUGACAUCGAGAUGGAUUACUCGGGAGCUCAACUUUGGGACUGGUUUAACAAGAACCAGGCCUUCAUGAGGAUGCUGGAGGAUACAUAG